AUGCUUGUCCUCCGACCGGCGUCUAACUGCAGCCUGUCCGGCCAGUUGGCCGACGCUUUGUCAGUGGCUAUCGACGUCGACGUCGACGUUGGUGUUGGUGUUGGUGUUGGCGAUACGGCGCUGGUGGAGGCCAAGGCGAGUCUGUCACGCACGGAAGUAUGCCUCGAGACGUACGCCUCGCUGCGCCGACUGGCCGAGUUCAGCAGCGCCUUCAGCCGCGCCUACGGUCCGCUCGGACUGGCCAUUUGCAGCAUUUCCGCCUUCACCAACAUCAUCAACCUGGUCGUGUUGAGUCGCAGUUGGCUACGACGGCCCACCACCACCAUCCUCGUCUGUAUCGCGGCCGCCGACCUCGUCGUCUGUCUCAGUCAACUGCCGGUGCUUGCAGAGAUCUGCCGACGAGAACUGGCCCCGGCUCCGCUGCCGCUCUGGCCGGCCUCGUCAGAGGACGGCAGCCGUCGUCAUCGACAACCGGAACCGGAACCGGAACCGAAACCGAAACCGGAAUCGGAAUCGGAAUCGGAAUCGGAGUCGAGACGGGAGGCAAAGUCAAAAGCAAAGUCAGAGUCGGAGUCGCGCAACCUGUCGCCGUCGUCUCAGGCCUCCGACGGCGACGGCGACGGCGACGCUGUUGCCGUCGCUGUCGCCGUCGCCGCGCCCACGGGCCAGUUGGUGAGGACCUGGUUGGCUGUAUUUGCUUUCAUCCUCUUCAACCACAUCUCCCUCACCAGCCACACCAUCUCCAUUUGGCUUGGCGCAGUACUCGCCCUCUUCCGCUGGUGGCUAGUCUCCUCCGUCGUCAGGGCGACGCGGCAGAAGCGAGCCAUUUUGGAGGUGCGUCGAGCCGGCGAUCGACCGGUUGGACAGACGACACCGUCGACGUCGAGGAUGACCGACGCGAACGGAGCCGGAGAGUCGACCUGGCCGAACGUCGACGAUGUACCGCGUUGGUGGGGCUGGUGGCGACGUUGGCGACGUUGGCGACGGCCAGAAGGACAGGCGUCGUUUGGUCAUUCAUUCGGCCAGUGGAACUGCCCAAGCACGCAGGUCGAGGAGCGCUACACUCGCUUGGCAAUCGCCGCGGUUGUCAUCUUCAUCGUCCUCUUCCUCUCGCCAUACUACCCGACAUUGCGCGUGUAUCCAACCUACUCGGCGGCCGAAUGCGACACGUCGUCAACGGCAUCCGCCGCGCCUGCCGACUGUCGGAUUGUGGGCUACGUGGCGCGUAAGACGCGACAGAAUCACGCGCUUAGUCAGUACAACUUUUGGGCGAUC
Messenger RNA from Protopolystoma xenopodis, 1275 nucleotides. The record is from the annotation of a GenBank genome assembly. NCBI's taxonomy places the organism in Eukaryota, Metazoa, Platyhelminthes, Monogenea, Polystomatidea, Polystomatidae.